AAGAAUGGGGACCCUGGGCGGUAACUCUGUAGCAAGUCCAGCCUUGUUCUGGGCCCCACAGUGGCAUUCGCAGCUCUCGGCCGGCAAGAGGCCACUGGACUCCGGUCGUCAACUCUAGCUGAGCAGAGCGAGGCGGCGGCAACGAGCCAGGUGCCACGAUGGCAGCGAAUUACUCCAGUACGAGUAAGAGAAAAGAACACAUGAAAACAACGGCCAGCCCCCAGCCAGGCUUCCUGGAGCGGCUUAGUGAGACCUCGGGUGGGAUGUUUGUGGGGCUCAUGACCUUCCUGCUCUCCUUCUACAUAAUUUUCACCAAUGAGGGCCGCACAUUGAAGACGGCGACCUCCCUGGCUGAGGGGCUGUCUCUUGUGGUAUCCCCAGACAGCAUCCACAGCGUGGCUCCGGAGAAUGAGGGGAGGCUGGUGCACAUCAUCGGGGCCCUGCGGACAUCCAAGCUCUUGUCUGAUCCAAACUACGGGGUGCACAUUCCCGCUGUGAAGCUGCGUCGGCACGUGGAGAUGUAUCAGUGGGUGGAAACGGAAGAGUCCAGGGAGUACACUGAGGAUGGGCAGGUGAAGACAGAGACGAGGUACUCCUACAAUACCGAAUGGAGGUCGGAAAUUGUCAACAGCAAAAACUUCGACCGAGAGAUUGGCCACAAAAACCCCAGUGCGAUGGCAGUGGAGUCGUUCACGGCCACAGCCCCCUUUGUCCAAAUUGGCAGGUUUUUCCUCUCAGCAGGCCUCAUUGACAAAGUUGACAACUUCAAGCCACUAAGCCUGUCCAAGCUGGAGGACCCCCACGUGGACAUCGUCCGCCGGGGAGACUUUUUCUACCACAGCGAGAACCCCAAGUAUCCAGAGGUGGGAGACCUGCGCGUCUCAUUUUCCUAUGCAGGACUGAGUGGGGAUGACCCCGACCUGGGUCCCGCUCACGUGGUCACUGUGGUUGCCCGGCAGCGGGGUGACCAGCUAGUCCCAUACUCCACCAAGUCUGGGGACACCUUGCUUCUCCUGCACCACGGGGACUUCUCAGCAGAGGAGGUGUUUCAUAGAGAACAAAAGAGCAACUCCUUGAAGACAUGGGGCCUGCGGGCCACCGGCUGGAUAGCCAUGUUUAUGGGCCUCAACCUCAUGACCCGGAUCCUCUAUACCCUAGUGGACUGGUUUCCUGUCUUCCGAGACCUGGUCAACAUUGGCCUGAAAGCCUUUGCCUUCUGCGUGGCCACUUCACUGACCCUGCUGACUGUGGCUGCUGGCUGGCUCUUCUACCGGCCCCUGUGGGCCCUCUUCAUCGGCUGCCUGGCAUUGGUGCCCAUCAUCAUUGCUCGGACACGGGUACCGGCCAAAAAGCUGGAGUGAAACAGGCCUGGCACCUGCCUGACCCAAGCCACCACCUCCCUGCUCCACUGACCCAGCACGAGUCCGGAUUGGUUUUCAAUUCCACAUUCCCUCCACUCUUCAGGAGGACUGACUCAGCAACAUGCACACGCCAGGAUUUGGUGUUCAUCAGCUAACAUCUUCCCCACCUCUUCUCUUGCCAAUAAGCAGCUUUGGUGGGCAGAAGGCAGCUUACAUUUGGCAGUGUAACAAGCGUUCUCCUUUUGUUCCCUUCCCUUCUCUUGUGACCUGGUGUAUGUGGUCAGGUUAGCUUGUUUGACUCAGCUCAUCUGUGUGCAGAAGGUGACGAAGCAGUGACACUCCACAGAGGCCUGCUGAUCAAAGGGCUCAGCCUCAUCACUUGCUGAUUCCCGUCACUGGAGACAAGUGCCAGGACUCUGCCACAACCAUCAAACCUAUCUAUGGUCCUACAGGGCAAACUUUAGUUAUUGCUAAGCUCUACUGGAUUACUGAUAGACAAAGCACGUGCACAGCAAUGCAGGAGCACCAGAAACCAAGUGUUUGGGUAGAACUUCAUGUCAUACUUCAGAAAAACAAAACAAAAACACUGAAGGUGUCAUGAUGAGAAAAAAUGGGACAUUUAUUGGGCUUUAUACUUAUUUUAUGGUUUGGCAGAAUCUUUUUAGUGUAAAGGAUGUCCGCAAGUCCUGUUUAUAAGCUUUUCUUUGCUAUGAUUAAUAGUCUCGUCUUGUGUACUUUUCUACCCCAAGUGGGAAUUGUUUAAAAUAAGAUUUAAAAAACAAAACAAAAACCUCCUGAAUGAUUAACAUUUCAGACCGUUACAGAAAAACCCCUUUAACCUGUCAGCUGAAGUUAAUUCAGAGCACAGGAACAUGUUAAAUUGGGGUGUGGCUUAGUUGGUAAAAAUUAAAAGUUACCUCUGUCACUAUUCUGGGUUAUUGGAAAACUUUAAGAAGCUUUUCAAACAAGUGUUAGCAAGGAUUUGUUCUUCACCCUGAGAUGAGAUGGGGAGUCUCUACAGGAUGGAGAAAAGCAUUUCCUUUCAUCCUCUGGUAUCAUAAACUGCCCACUUACUUGAAGAUAGUUUUGAGUCUUUAGUCAACCAUUAAAAGGUUGGAAGCUUUAUACUAAGUGGGCUCCAGCAUGGUGACUCCCAGUCAACCAAAAUCAAGACUCAGGCUGAAGGCUGGCUGUACAAUGCCCAAGUCUGGCCUGUUCCUCCAUCGCAGAGUACAGACACUGGCAUCUGGGCCUCAGAAGGCUUCUCUGGGAGGUUCUUGUCUAUGUUGUCUCCAGCAUCUCCUCUGUAGUAAAAUCCACCCAUGGUUAAUUUACAUAGUCCCUAAAUUUCCCAACUACUUUACACGCUUUUAAAGAUACAAGUGUGUUGUAAUUUUGAUGUCUUUAACAUAUUCUUUGUGCAUCUUUUUUCUUUCUAAUAUUCAGAAAUUGUUUUGCCCUUGCUGGGAGUGGUUGCUUUUGUAAGUAAGUAUUUGAUAGUUGAAUAAGGGGUCAGAAUUUCUGAAACUGGUGACUGAAUAUUCUGUUGUCCUGGGGCAUCUCUGCUCUAGAUUCUUCAUGUUAAAAACAAACAGCCAGCCCCACAGAUGACUUACCUGGGUUUACAUACUGAAAUAGUAUUCACUACUGCUUAUUAAAUGAGCAGUGUCACCUAAACUCUGAACAGAUGCUUUUAAAACACAGACACAGUGUACAAGAUGCUAGCUAAAUACAACGUCCUUGGGAUUUGGUUUGUAUAAUUUUCUUUAAUACGGAUUUUGAAUUACAAUUUAAAAACUGUUCUCAAAGAGCAAAAUAAAGAAAAAUUUGAAGCCUUUGAAAAAUCA
Trichechus manatus latirostris (Florida manatee) is the source of this 3208-nucleotide messenger RNA. It is a transcript of the gene TMEM43, whose product is annotated as transmembrane protein 43. The coding region runs from base 159 to 1361 and encodes 400 amino acids. The transcript has 12 exons. Lineage: Eukaryota; Metazoa; Chordata; Mammalia; Sirenia; Trichechidae. Gene Ontology annotation, biological process: lipid metabolic process; nuclear membrane organization. Gene Ontology annotation, cellular component: nuclear inner membrane; nuclear envelope. The record is from RefSeq and is a predicted model, not a curated record.